Molecule: messenger RNA, 2224 nt
Organism: Heteronotia binoei (common prickly gecko)
Lineage: Eukaryota; Metazoa; Chordata; Lepidosauria; Squamata; Gekkonidae
Gene: SLC19A3
Product: solute carrier family 19 member 3
Exons: 7
Coding region: 387-1844 (485 amino acids)
Biological process (GO): vitamin transport; transmembrane transport
Cellular component (GO): plasma membrane
Molecular function (GO): thiamine transmembrane transporter activity
Source: RefSeq, a predicted model, not a curated record
GCCUUUACACAUCUGCUUUCUCUGUUGUGGCUCCUGCCUUGGGGAAUGGCCUGCCCAAGGAGGUCAAGCAAAGCUCCCACUCUCCUGGCUUUCUGCAAACUAUGCAAAACUGAACUAUUGAAGAGGGCUUUUCUAAACAGGUAAUAGGGUUGAACUGCACAAAAUAGUUUUACAGACUUAUUUGGAUAAAUGAUUAGAGACUGUUGGUCUGUAUGGCUGUAUAUAAUUACGAGUGUUACUGGGCUCAAAUCUGCAAACCAAUAUGGCUACCCUCUGAAAGUAACUAGAAGAAGAAGAGAUUGGAUUUGAUUGGAUGGAAGUGUCUCAGCUGCAGUAGAAGAAGGUGCUUGGAUCUAGAACAGAGCUGCUGGUAAGCUGGAAGAACCAUGGAUUGCUGGAGGAAAAUACAUAGCAGGGGUUGGAUUUUCCCCACCUUGAUCCUGUGCAUAUAUGGCUUCUUUGCCAUGAUGAGACCAUCAGAGUUUUUCUUCACACCAUAUCUAACAGGACCUGAUAAAAACCUGACCAUUGAGGAGGUAACACAGAAAGUUCUCCCAGUCUGGACGUACUCCUACUUGGCUCUGCUGUUCCCUGUGUUUCUGCUUACAGACUACCUACACUACAAGCCUGUCAUUUUCAUCCAGGGAAUUAGUUUAAUUAUUACUUGGCUGUUGCUUUUAUUUGCACAUGGUGUGCGGGCCAUGCAGCUGGUGGAGUUUAUCUUCGGAAUGGUGACUGCUACAGAGGUGGCCUACUAUGCCUACAUAUACAGCGUUGUCAGUGUUGACCAUUACCAGAAGGUGACAAGUUAUUGCAGAAGCAUUACUUUGAUAUCAACUACAGCAGCUUCCUUGCUGGGGCAACUUUUAGUCUCUUUAGCCCACGUGUCUUAUUUUUAUCUGAAUGCCAUAUCAUUGGCUUCUGUCUCCAUGGCGUUUAUAACUUCAUUCUUUCUUCCAAUGCCACAAAAAAGUAUGUUCUUUCAUGGAAAGUCUUCCCCAGACAUAUCAAUUGAGCCAACAGAUAAGAAUCCACCAGAUACAGCCAACCAGCCAAAAAACCAACAGGGCAAAGAUCUUAGGACAACAUCUGAGAACUCUCAGAAAACUCACCAACUGUUCAAAAACCAAGACCCAAAACACUUUCUGGCAGUGCUUGUGCAACUAUGCAAGGACUUGAAGGAAUGCUACACCACGAAGAAACUUCUUUAUUGGUCAAUAUGGUGGGCAUUAGCCACUGCAGGCUUUAGCCAGACCGUGAAUUACAUUCAAGUGCUAUGGGAUCAUAAAGCACCUUCCCAUAGCUCUGCAGUUUAUAAUGGAGGUGUGGAAGCAAUAGCGACAUUUCUAAGUUCAAUAACAUCACUGGCUGUGGGUUAUGUAAAACUGAACUGGGAUCGAACAGGGGAACUGGCAUUGGGAAUCUUCUCUGCACUAGAUGCUGGUUCACUCUUCUUGAUACAUUUUACUCAGAACAUCUGGGCCUGCUAUGCUGCCUAUCUAGUUUUCAAGGCAUGCUACAUGCUACUGAUAACCAUUGCAACAUUUCAGAUCGCUGUCAGUCUCAGCAUGGAACGCUAUGCUUUAAUAUUUGGAUUCAACAACUUCGUUGCAGUGCUAAUUCAGACUGUUCUGACAGUUACAGUGGUAGAUUCCACAGGGCUAGGACUGGAUGUUGGGACUCAGUUCCUCAUAUAUGGCAGCUAUUUUGCUGCAAUAGCUGGGAUUUUUCUAAUUAGAAGCAUUUACACUAUUAUCUCAAUCAAAUGCCAAAAGAACAUUGCUCAAAAUCUAAAGACAAAUGAAGAAGAUCAGAACAUCAAUGGCUAUGCCACAAGAUUGUGAUUGUGACUGAACAGCUGUACAAAAGGAAGGAUAUUGGGCUAUUCUAUAUGAAAUUACUAAGGCACACACAAAAAAGGCUGCAUAAAAAUCACUGAGCCAAAUUAUUAUCCAGUUUAACAGAUUAAUCUUGCGGGAGGAAAAAAAGAAUACAGUAUUUAACAGAGCAGCAAACCAGUCCCUAUUUACCUCAAAGUUGUGAAAACACCACACAAUGUUCAAGUUAUACUAUCUAGCAUAUUUAAUAUUUACAGAUUUGACGCAUUGUAGCUCCCCAACCCACCAUGGCUUAUUGUCUGGGGUAUGUGAAAAGGGACCCCUGAAUAAUUUAUGAAUACUCCUAUAAUAAAAAUAAAUGAAAAUAUGUUUUUUGCCUUCAAAAA